Brassica oleracea var. oleracea is the source of this 922-nucleotide messenger RNA. RefSeq lists its product as uncharacterized. NCBI's taxonomy places the organism in Eukaryota, Viridiplantae, Streptophyta, Magnoliopsida, Brassicales, Brassicaceae. Bases 69 to 698 code for a protein of 209 amino acids. The record is from RefSeq and is a predicted model, not a curated record. The transcript has a single exon.
GUGCGACUAGAGACAAGCAAAAGAAGAAGAACAAAAAUAUAAUUUUCUCUAGGAAAAAAAUAUUUAAAAUGGAAGCUUCUAUCCGAAAGAGAGACUUAUACACAGAAAUAGAACAAAACGCUCAAGUCGCAGCCAAAAGACUUUGGAAAGUCGUGCGGAUCGUCUUCUGCGUUUUGAAAACCGGUACGGUCAGAAACAAGCUCAUGCUUGACUUAAACCUAAUGCUCGAGAGAGGGAACAAAGCCAUCACUAACCUCCGCCGCCGACGUUCUAGCUUCACUGGCGGCGCUGACGUUACCUCAUCCGCACGCGUCCGUGACUACGAGUUCAGCUGCAGCAACACCCCAGCGAAUGACCCUUUUGCCUAUAUGUGCAAACGCAAACGCCGCGUCCACGGCGGUAUGGACAAGGAAGACGCUGUAACAGAAGCGGUUAAGAAGGUUUUUGAGUUGUUAGGGGAGAAUGACACGAAUGCGGCGGCCAUGGUGGGGGUAGCGGCUGGAGAGUCUCCAUUGAUGGCGUUUCCAGGGGUGAGAGUGACCGAUUCGCCGUUUCCAUUAGACGACGGAGGAGACCAUGAUCACUUGGUGGAUAAAGCGGCGGAGGAGUUUAUAAAGAAGUUUUAUAAGAACCUUAAGUUGCAAAAGAAGAUGGGGAACGCGUUAGAGUCGCCGUACCACGACGGUUGGGUUAGGUGAUGCGUGCCUUUAGUGACCAAAGAUUGCUUCAUGACUCAUGCACAAAUGAAAUAAUAAGGGAAAUAUUGAGUGGAACAGUGAUUUUCAAGUUUUCUUAGAUAUAUUUCCCUUCGAGUGUUGUUGUAUACUUGGAUUUGACUUAUGUUUGUCUCUUCGGUAAAAGAUGUAAACAUGGCUGUGUAUAUAUUUUCUUAUCAUAGUGAAAAAAAUACUAUAUCGGUGAG